CGCCCGAGGAGACAGUGACGUUGACUGUGACUUUUGACACCAGGCAAAACGUAGGAUCCCAGCGGUGUGAGAUCGAAUUAAGAGCGCUCAGUGUACGCCUGGUUUACCUGUGCCACGGUUGUGUGGUGCGCUCUCCCGUGAGUGCAGUGACUGAUGUCGCUGCUGUUUCACUUUAUAUCUCUCUAUCCCUGUCUCUUUCUUCUGUAUUCCUGUGAUUACUAACUGCAGUGAUGUGCACGCCAAGUAUUACGGUGUCAUAGACCCUUUCAAAGUGUUCUAAAAGGAUUGGGAUUUGGAAGAGGAUUAGUGAUCAGCGUCAUCAUGCUGGACGACCUGAAGCGCGCGCUGCGCAUGGAGUCGCCAGCACCGCGACUCAAUGAAUCAAACCUCAAGAAACUGUCCAGAGGCCUCAGGUCGUCCAAGAAGAGUCUUCACUCUGUACAUUCAGCCCUGGAGACCUGCAGCGUCCCAGAUGGCCAGCUUGGAGGACGUUCCGUCUCACUGGUGAGUAUUGCCAGCUGUUAUACUCCAGCUGGUUCCUGUCCAGGCUGCUGUUGGCUGCAAUAUAGUAACAGAAGUAACAUAUUAUGCAUACAGGUCUGGGAAUCAUCGAGGCGACGGCGGACAAUGGAUGAUUAUCAUCCGAAAUGGCGUAUAUCCUUAACAGUUGUCAUACCUUUAGUAUACCUCCGCUGUGGUCGAAGUCGGCAAAGCCGGAGUCAGUUUCGUUACUAUGGUCGGCUUCAUGGUCCCUGCUGCCCUCGUCAUGAACAUUCACACCUUGUGUGGUCAUCUGUCCUGGCUGCUCCGCCUCGCCAGCGUCACCACGAAAAUGAGCCACUUGACCGAAAUGAGCGUGAGAACGUUAAUUUUUACCUCCUGCAAAUUAUGAGAGAAGUUGAAGGUCUCUAA
This is a messenger RNA of Cherax quadricarinatus, 912 nucleotides long. The record is from RefSeq and is a predicted model, not a curated record. NCBI's taxonomy places the organism in Eukaryota, Metazoa, Arthropoda, Malacostraca, Decapoda, Parastacidae.